This is a messenger RNA of Lacerta agilis (Sand lizard), 1487 nucleotides long. Its product is annotated as ovocalyxin-32-like. Lineage: Eukaryota; Metazoa; Chordata; Lepidosauria; Squamata; Lacertidae. Bases 261 to 1106 code for a protein of 281 amino acids. The record is from RefSeq and is a predicted model, not a curated record. Gene Ontology annotation, molecular function: metalloendopeptidase inhibitor activity. The transcript has 6 exons.
UCCGCCCCAGCCCUCCGAGGCGUGCGUGGGUCAAGCUGCCCUACUCGACGCCCCCGUCGAGGCGUGCGGGAGAAGCGGAAGGCCGGAGGGCGUCGGCGCUGCUGCGAAGGGGGCCUCCUCCUGUCUGGGGCCCGAGCCAGGCGGCGAGAAGGAGGCGGGACCGGCUUCCGGAGAGGGGAAGCCCGCACUAUUUGUACUUGGCCAGCCGCUCCGGCUCAGUCACUCGCUCGCUCGCUCGCCUCCUCCUGCUGGGGAAGAAGAUGCUGCGCUCGGAAACGACCUUCGUCUUGGCCGCGGCGGCGCUGCUCGCGCUGUUCUGUCCCGCUGGAGGCGACACGGUCCCGCCGAAGGCAAUCUGGCAGCAGCAGCAGCAGCAGCAGCAGAUGCACCCGUUCCGGGGGUCGCUGCACCCAUACACCGCGCUGGUUCGGCGGACCGCGCAGACGGCCCUCGACUUCUUCAACUACCUGCAGAGCUCGCCCAGCUCUAUGCGGAGUCUGGCGCACGUCAAGAAGGCGUCCGUCAAGUUUAUCCCAGGCGUUGAGCGCAAGUACUCCCUGCAGUUUGCUACAAAAGAUGCUAAGUCUGGGCAAUAUCUAGGCUCAUGCCUUGCAACUGUUCGGUACCAGAGAGAAAAGCCUAAACCGAAGGUUGAUAUUAACUGCCCACACAGCAAAGACCCAGAGGGCCUAGGCCAUCUUUCGCAGAAUAUGCUAGAGGACUUCGCCUUGUUCCGCAGCAUCAGAGAUGGCAACAAGCCCUCUCAGGAUCUUCUGCAGAAUUUGGCCACCAUUGGAAACAGCUACAUCGCAUGGGAGAAAUCAUCUGAACACAGAAGUUACACCGUGACACAAGUGAAGAAUUUGAAGCCGUGGGUAAGGAAAUACAUCAUUUUCUUUGAAGUUGACUACACUGCUCAGCUGACAAGUAAUUUCUCAGAGAACCUUUCCUGCCACGUGCGUGUUGCCUGGAGACCUGGCUUGCUGGCACAAGUGAAAUAUGACUGCUCUUCAGAGGACGACUCUUCAGAAUCUGCAGAUGGUUCUGGGGUGGAAGAGGGAUCCGCUAAUGGGCUCAUACUUCAAUAUGAUGAAAGUAAUUUUUAAGUAGGAAGAACGCCUGCAUUAUAAAGCUGUAAACAAUUUUUUUUGCAAAGAUGUAGAAGUCGUUGCCGCAUAUUUCAAAGCUUUGCACUAGUCACUUCUGAUCUACCAUAAAUAUCCUCUUUUCUUUGUAAUUUCUGAAAAGAAAAAAAUAUUUUUGCUAAAACUUUUUUUUAAAGAAAAGAAUAUAUGUAAAAACUACUGAUUUGUCACCAAGUUUCUGGUAGGAGGUAACUUUGUAUGAGACAAAUUUAAUAUAUAAACAAAUGUCUUAAGUUUCUUAAAACUGCCAUUUUAAAUAAAUAUUUGAUAAAAUAUUUUAAGUUUUGAAAAUAAAACCGUUGAUGCUAACUUUUAACAUCUCCAAUAAAAUGAAUACUGGUA